GAUGGCUGCAUCCGCCGCCUCAGACUGAUGCCACGGCCCUCCACCAAUCACAAGGGCGCAUCCAAGUGUCGUCCAAUCAGAGUGGAACAGGCCAGAAUGGGCUGGGGUUAUACGCAUGCGCGUUAACAGCACGGAAUCAGGCAGCGCAUUGACCGAGUCUUGCAGAAAAACCGACCCGUUGCGGAGCCGCACCAUCACGAUGACCUGUCAGCGCCUCCUCCUCCUCCUGCUGCUGACUGUGGGAGUCUCCACGGUGGAGGUCCAACGUCCUCGCGGGGUCCCUUUGUCAAAACGACAGUUCUAUGAAGAGGGCAAACCUUUCACCUGCCUGGAUGGCUCCCGGACUAUUCCCUUCGACAGGGUCAACGAUGACUACUGCGACUGCCAGGACGGCUCCGAUGAGCCAGGCACUGCGGCUUGUCCCAACGGCAGCUUCCACUGCACCAAUGCAGGGUUCAAACCGGGCUUCAUCCCUUCCUCCCGCAUCAAUGAUGGAAUCUGUGACUGCUGUGACACAACAGAUGAGUACAACAGUGGGGCUACCUGUCAGAACACCUGCAGGGAGUUGGGCCGCAAAGAAAGGGAGAGCAUGCAGAAGAUGGCAGAGAUUGCCAAGGAGGGCUUUUUGCUUAAGCAACAACUAAUCCAGGAGUCCAAGAGGGGCCUUGAGGAAAAGAAGUCCAAACAUGCAGAUAUUGAUGUUGGAAAGAAAGAGUUGGAAAAUAAGGUGGAGGCUCUGAGAACUGUAAAGGAGGCCGCUGAGGAGCCAGAGAAAGAAGCCAAAGAGCGCCACCUGAAGGCUUGGGAAGCUCAAAAGGCUGUUAUUCAAAUGGAGAAGGACAAGGCUAAAAUGGCUGAAGUGUUUCUUGAACUGGAUGAUGAUGCAGAUGGCUUCGUCUCAGUGGCUGAGCUUCUGUCCCACUCUGAGCUCGACUCCGAUUCAGCGGAUUCAUUCACCGAAGCAGAGGCUCAGGCACUGUUGGGAGGAGUGGACCAAGUGGCCCAUGCAGCGUUUGAGUCCGUUUGGAGUAAAAUCAAAGAAAAAUACGUCUCCGAGGCCACCGCAGACCCCCCGGCGCCCGUGGAGACUCCGCUGGAGGAGAUCCGGGAGCCGGACUCCGACAAUGAGUCCGAGCAGUACCCCGAGGAGGACAUCCCGGAAGACGAAGAAGAAGACGACGACGACGACGAGGAAGAAGACGAGGACGCCGAUGACCGAGAGGUCCCUCCGACGGCGCAGAGCCAAGAAAAGAAGGAUGACGAUGGUGAGGGGACGAUGCCGCCCUAUGACGAAGACACACAGAUCCUCAUUGACGCUGCUCAGAAAGCCAGGGAUGCAUUUGAUGAGGCUGAGAAAGCUCUCCGGGAGGUUGAUGAUCAGAUCAAGAACCUCGAGAAGGAAAUCUCCUUCGACUUUGGACCCAGCGCUGAGUUCGCCUACCUCUACAGCCAGUGCUACGAGUUGACUACUAGCGAGUAUAUCUACAGGCUCUGCCCGUUUAACAGAGUAUCGCAGAAACCUAAGUUUGGUGGAUCGGAAACUAACCUCGGAUCCUGGGGCCAGUGGGCGGGUCCCGAGGACAACAUCUACUCUAUGAUGAAGUACGACCAUGGAACAGGGUGCUGGCAGGGCCCCAACAGAUCCACCACAAUUAAAUUGACUUGUGGAAAGGAGACCGUUCUGACGUCUACCUCUGAGCCCAGUCGCUGCGAGUACCUGAUGGAGUUCGUCACCCCGGCCGUGUGCCAGGAACCUCGAAGCCUGGAUUCAAAUGAUCACGAGCACGAGGAGCUGUAGAUCCAUUAGAUUGGUUGUUCUCGAGGGGCCACAGUCACCGCAGCAACAGGAAUUUGCUGUUCAUGAUGACGACGACGAUUCCAAUCAGAAGUUAAAUUGUCUGCACUUCAUGUCAAAUGUAGUCAUUCCAUUGUUUCCCAAUAAAGUUCAUUUCAUCAUA
Pungitius pungitius (ninespine stickleback) is the source of this 1958-nucleotide messenger RNA. It is a transcript of the gene prkcsh, whose product is annotated as PRKCSH beta subunit of glucosidase II. Bases 116 to 1798 code for a protein of 560 amino acids. Gene Ontology annotation, cellular component: glucosidase II complex. The record is from RefSeq and is a predicted model, not a curated record. The transcript has 18 exons. Gene Ontology annotation, molecular function: calcium ion binding. Gene Ontology annotation, biological process: liver development; N-glycan processing. NCBI's taxonomy places the organism in Eukaryota, Metazoa, Chordata, Actinopteri, Perciformes, Gasterosteidae.